ACUCUUUUACUUCAUGGAUUAACAGCGAGAACACCGACGAAAGAUUCUCUCUAAAUUUGUUUAAAUUUGUAUUAAAUUGUAAAACGUAUUAAUAAAUAGUACAAGGCAAUUAUCUCACGCAAGAUAUCUAAUAAUCAAAAUUGAUAUGUUACAAUAUUACCACAGAUGAAUUUAUUCUUACAAUUUAAAUAUCGCGGUACUUUAACAUAUACCUUUUUAUACAUAUUUAACUGAAUUAAAUUUGCGAGGCUAGUUUACAAUAAACGCUUUAUUUUCCUAUAAAAUAAGUUAGGACUAUUAAAAUGGGCGCUGGACAAAGUGCUCGUAGACUUACUAUUAAUAAUGAAGAUGAUAUAGAUGUUAUUAAAGUAUCUAAUUCAAUUGUACAACGAUUGACUCAAAAAGCAAAUGAAGCUAAUAUCAAAUCAACGAAUGAAUUAGAAUCGCCUAAUUUGGCACAACCCCUUGGUAAUAAAAAUAUACCUUCACCACCACCUGAAAGUCGAAGUACACCAGUGAGUUCUGGAUAUCCAACAUAUUAUUAUCCACAAAUGACAAUAACUGCUCUUGAAAUGCAGCAACAAAAAGAGCAAGAGCUACUGAAGCAAGAUCAAUACUGGAAAAAACGAUUAGAAAACUUAGAGAAAAAUCACGUGAAAAUUAAUCAAAUUAUAAAUGAGGAAUAUAAAAAGGCUGUGGAAGAGUUAUAUGUGGAUCGUGAUAAAAAGAAUGUGAAUAUUCAUAAUACUGUACAACCAUGUUUGGGAAGUAUAGACAAGGUAUUGAAGUGUUACCAGGAGUAUCCCAAAGAAAUUUUGAAGUGUUCUAAUUUAGUUGAAGAAUUUUCUAAUUGCGUAGAUGAACGACGUGCAACAGUUAUUGCCGCACGUUGUUAAUAUUUUGCAACAUUACGUAUAGUAAUUGUUUCACAUUUUAGUAACUCAAACUGGUGUGAAAUUUAAUGUUGUUUAAUAAAAGAACUUUUAGUUAUUGCCAAUAAAUUAAAUUAUAUGUAUUAAAAUGUUGAAUAUUUAUUACAUUUACAUUACUAACAGCAUUUAGAG
Molecule: messenger RNA, 1064 nt
Organism: Nomia melanderi (Alkali bee)
Lineage: Eukaryota; Metazoa; Arthropoda; Insecta; Hymenoptera; Halictidae
Gene: Chchd3
Product: Coiled-coil-helix-coiled-coil-helix domain containing 3
Biological process (GO): inner mitochondrial membrane organization
Cellular component (GO): MICOS complex
Source: RefSeq, a predicted model, not a curated record